Molecule: messenger RNA, 1709 nt
Organism: Cannabis sativa
Lineage: Eukaryota; Viridiplantae; Streptophyta; Magnoliopsida; Rosales; Cannabaceae
Product: E3 ubiquitin-protein ligase SINAT5
Exons: 3
Coding region: 513-1532 (339 amino acids)
Biological process (GO): ubiquitin-dependent protein catabolic process; multicellular organism development
Cellular component (GO): cytoplasm
Molecular function (GO): ubiquitin protein ligase activity; protein binding; zinc ion binding
Source: RefSeq, a predicted model, not a curated record
AAAAAAACUAAUAAAUAAUGAUCUAACUAAAAUCAAACAUAAAACAAACAGUUGAAAUUUCAACCGUCAGAUCUUAAUCUAACUCCUUGAACCAACGGUUAUCCUUCUCUCUCUCUCUCUUUCUUUCUUUCUUUCACAAUUGGCACAACCCAAGAGAGAGAAAAAGAAGAGAGAGAAAGAAGAAGAAGAAGAGGAGGAGGAGAGAGAAAGGACCAAGAAAAGAACCUCCUUUUUUCAUUGUGGGAGAAGAGGGAGUUGGUUCGGUUCCUGGGAAUCUGAUCAAACCAUCUUCUCCUUCCUUCAUUUUCUUGUUCUUCAGUUAGUAAAGGAAAGAUAUAGAAGGCAAUUUUCCCACAAAAACCCAGAAAGAAAAAUCUGAUUUUUCUGAUUUGGGUUUUGGUUUUUGAUUAGGAGUUUUAAUUUUUUUAGAUAAAGUUUUGAUUUUGGGUGGUGGGUGGUUUUUGGUUUUGGUUUUGGUUUUGGGUUUUGGUUUGGUUUGAGUUCUUUUGGAAAUGAUGGACAUGGAUAGCAUUGAAUGUGUAUCAUCUUCAGAUGGUCUUGAUGAGGAUGAGAUCCAUCCACACCAUACUACCCUGCACCCUCAUCCUCAUCCCCAUACCCAUCCUCAUCAACAUCAUCCUGAGUUUUCUUCCUCAAAAUCCCGUAACAAUGGCACUAACAAUUCCUCUAUUACUGGUCCAAACGCCAUUGCACCAGCCACCAGCGUCCACGAGUUGCUAGAGUGCCCGGUCUGUACCAAUUCAAUGUACCCACCAAUUCAUCAGUGCCACAACGGACAUACAUUGUGUUCUACCUGUAAAACAAGGGUGCAUAACCGAUGUCCUACAUGUAGACAAGAACUUGGAGAUAUUAGGUGUUUAGCCCUCGAGAAAGUGGCCGAGUCACUUGAAUUGCCCUGCAAAUAUUAUAACCUUGGAUGCCCCGAAAUAUUUCCCUACUACAGCAAACUUAAACAUGAGUCUGUGUGCAAUUUCAGACCGUAUAAUUGCCCUUAUGCUGGCUCAGAGUGUGCCAAUGUUGGGGAUAUUCCUUUCCUAGUUGCCCAUCUGAGAGAUGAUCACAAAGUUGACAUGCAUACAGGUUGCACAUUCAACCAUCGGUAUGUCAAGUCAAAUCCCCGAGAAGUAGAGAAUGCCACUUGGAUGCUCACAGUUUUCAACUGUUUCGGACAAUACUUUUGCCUUCAUUUUGAAGCCUUCCAGCUUGGAAUGGCCCCUGUGUACAUGGCAUUUCUACGGUUCAUGGGUGACGAGAAUGAAGCUCGAAACUACAGCUAUAGCCUAGAGGUUGGAGCAAAUGGCAGGAAACUUAUAUGGGAGGGUACCCCACGAAGUAUUCGUGAUAGCCACCGGAAGGUGAGAGAUAGCCAUGACGGUCUAAUUAUCCAGCGAAAUAUGGCUCUUUUCUUUUCAGGCGGCGAUAGGAAGGAGCUUAAGUUAAGAGUUACUGGCAGAAUAUGGAAGGAACAACAGAAUCCAGAUGGAGUGUGCAUACCAAACUUGUGUAGCUGAGAUGAUAUGAUUUUUGAAGGCAUUUUUACAGUUUGUGUGAUAAGGACACUGCUGUGUGUGUUCUAUACCUCUGUUCCUAGUUUUUUUCUGGAUUGUAGCAAAAGAACCAAACUGUUGAGGCUUGGAAGUCUAAUGAUUAUUAAUAAAUUGUAUAAUAAGCAGGCUUUCUUUCUUCAA